Molecule: messenger RNA, 2228 nt
Organism: Sinocyclocheilus rhinocerous
Lineage: Eukaryota; Metazoa; Chordata; Actinopteri; Cypriniformes; Cyprinidae
Gene: crtc1b
Product: CREB regulated transcription coactivator 1b
Exons: 12
Coding region: 50-1789 (579 amino acids)
Biological process (GO): positive regulation of transcription by RNA polymerase II; protein homotetramerization
Cellular component (GO): cytoplasm; nucleus
Molecular function (GO): cAMP response element binding protein binding
Source: RefSeq, a predicted model, not a curated record
CGCACAACGCGUCUCACGCAACGCUCUGUGUUUUGGAGAAGAACGGAAGAUGGCGACCUCAAACAAUCCGCGAAAAUUCAGCGAGAAAAUCGCCCUGCACAACCAGAAGCAGGCGGAGGAGACGGCGGCGUUUGAGGAGGUCAUGAAAGACCUGAGCAUCACGCGAGCAGCGCGGCUGCAGUUACAGAAGACCCAGUAUUUGCAACUAGGCCAGAAUCGAGCUCAGUGCUAUGGAGGGUCACUGCCCAAUGUCAAUCAGAUUGGAAAUAGCAACACUGACCUCCCUUUUCAGAUGACGGUUUUAGACACCAGUCGGACGUCCCGACAUCACGGCCUGGUGGACCGCGUGUAUCGUGACAGGAAUCGCAUCGCUUCUCCGCAUCGUAGACCUCUCUCUGUGGACAAGCAUGGACGUCAGAUCGACAGCUGUCCCUAUGGCUCAGUAUAUCUGUCACCACCUCCCGACACAAGUUGGAGAAGAACCAACUCUGACUCAGCUCUACACCAGAGCGCUGUGAAUCCAGCUCCACAGGACACUUUUGUUGGUGGAUCUCAGGAACUGCAGUCGAAAGGAGUAAAAACAUUGCUGUUGCUCACCCCUCCAGAUACAGAGGACACUGAAUCAGAGAUGGAGCAAGACGAGCCCAAAGCAUCUCUGCAUACAGAGUCCUGUGACGUUCCUGGGAUUAACAUAUUUCCAUCUCCUGAUCAAGAAAUUAAUAGCUCUUUGAUGCCAGCUGCUCACAGCACCGGCGGCUCCUUACCUGAUCUGACAAACAUCCAGUUCCCUCCUCCUCUCCCCACCCCGCUGGAUCCAGAUGACCCCAUUACCUUCCCUACAUCCAGCUCCAGCAGUACGAACAUCCUGACCACCAACCUGACACACCUGGGCAUCAGUGCUGCCAGUCACAUCCCUUCCUCCCCUCCCGCCCAGCACACUGGCCCCGCCCCCUCGCCCAAUAUCAGCCCACAGCCACCCACUCCCACGCUGCCACCUGCCGUCUCCCCCCAGAUACCCAUCGCACAGCCGAUGACGAUGGACAGCCUGUCUCUGGAGCAGCAGUUGUCUCAGUACUCACUGCUGAGUUUACUGAACGACCUGCAGAAACAGCCACACAGCCUCCCUCAGAACAUUCGUCUCAUACGCCUCCCGCCUCUCACCGUAAGCUCCACCCCCAACACCACCAGCCAAUCACAGACAGCCACAAGCGGAACUGCCAGCUCGUACCGCAGUCAGACCGGCUCUUCAGCCAAUCAGUCACCCUCAUCUCCAGUGUCCAAUCAGGGCUUCUCACCCGGCGGCUCACCACAACAUAUUCAGGUGGUUGGAAGCAUCUUUGGAGAUUCAUUUUAUGAUCAGCAACUUCCAUCCAGACAGACCAAUGCCCUUUCAAACCAGAAGCUGGAACAGUUCAACAUGAACAUGAUGGAGAAUCCGGGCGGCUCUAGUCACUGUUCAACGCUGAAUUACACACAAGCAGCCAUGAUGGGUCUAACCGGGAGCCACGGCGGUCAGCAGGACGCGCAGCAGCUCGGUUACAGUAGCCAUGGCAACAUCCCCAACAUCAUUCUCACAGUAACGGGAGAAUCUCCGCCGAGUCUCUCCAAAGACCUCACCAGCUCGUUGGCCAGCGUUGAUGACGUCAGCUUUGACGCGGACUCUCAGUUCCCGUUGGAUGAGUUGAAGAUUGACCCCUUGACACUGGACGGACUGCACAUGCUCAACGACCCGGAUAUGGUUCUCGCCGACCCGGCCACGGAGGACACGUUCCGCAUGGAUCGACUGUGAAGCUGUGAAUGCACUUCGAAGCCAGACAUUCCUCUGCAUGGCGUCUCUGUUCACCAUCUGGUCAGUGGCCGUCCACGUCCCCCCAACCACCCACGUAACCGCAUGCUGCCAAACCGCUCGUGGCCAGGGGCCGGUGGAGGCGGCGGCCAGGGUUUGGGGGGGUGGAAGUGCUGUAUCCACACUGGAUAGUUUCCAAUGCGCAAUACCAUCCAUCAUCCACUCUCUUCAUGUAUUCAUGUUUUGGCUAGUCGCCAAUGCGCGGUUUCUAUUUAUUCCUUUUUGGUUGUUUAUCCUUUUGAUUUCAUGGAUCAUCCUAUGUUUAUCAGUAUAUUCGUAUUUACAUUGCCAAAUUUCAUCUAUUUUUUUAAUGUUUACAUAACUAUGCCAUGUCUUUGAAGAAAUAUCCAUCUGUGUGAUGAUGUGUGUGAAAUCGACAUAU